GGAGCGAGGCAAAUUACGCAGCUGCAAGGCUCAUCCCUCCCUCCCUGCCUGCCUCCAUCCCCGUCCCUGCCUCCCUCCCUGCCUCCCUCCAUCCCUCCCUGCCUCCCUCCCUGCCUCCCUCCCUGCCUCCAUCCCUGCCUCCAUCCCCAUCCCUGCCUCCAUCGCCGCCGAGGAGCCGAGCCGAGCCGAGCCGCGCCGCCCCGCCGCACCCAUGGAGGCCGGCGCAGGUCGCUGAGGCCGCCGGCUGGCCCUGCCGCCCCGCACCGCCGGGGGGCUCCGCGCAGUUCCCCCGUGCCCAGGACCCACGGCGCUGCGGCCAUGUCUCUGCCGGGGAGCAGACGCUCGUCCACCGGAUCCCGAAGUCGCGGGCUUUAUGGACGGAGUGGCUUGGCCUCCUUCUUUAAGUCUUCAGCGCCCUCAGCCACUCGGCCUGAGACACAGCCUCUUCUCCCUGCCUCCAGGCGCCCCUCGCCCCCCGGGAGGGACACCUACGGCACCUCCUCGCUGAGCAGCAGCAGCAAUUCUGGCUCCUGCAAGGGCAGCGACAGCAGCCCCACCCCAAGGCGCUCGGCCAAGUACAACCUCUGCAGCGACAACCACGGGAUAAAGCCGCCGACGCCGGAGCAGUACCUGACGCCCCUCCAGCAGAAGGAGGUCUGCAUCCGGCACCUCAAGGCUCGCCUGAAGGACACGCAGGAGCGGCUGCAGGACAGAGAUGCUGAGAUCGAGGACCUGAAAACGCAGCUGUCGAGGAUGCAGGAGGACUGGAUCGAGGAGGAGUGCCACCGCGUGGAGGCCCAGCUGGCGCUGAAGGAGGCGCGCAAGGAGAUCAAGCAGCUGAAGCAGGUCAUCGACACGGUGAAGAACAACCUGAUGGAGAAGGACAAGGGGCUCCAGAAGUACUUCGUGGACAUCAACAUCCAGAACAAGAAGCUGGAGACGCUGCUGCACAGCAUGGAGAUCGCGCAGAACGGGGCGCUGAAGGAGGAGGGGGCCGGCGAGUCGGCGGGGGGGUCCCCUGCCCGCUCCCUCACCCGCAGCUCCACCUACACCAAGCUGAGCGACCAGGCGGCCGGGGACCGCAACGUGGGGGGCUCGCAGACCAUCUCGGUGGACGAGGGGGCCGACAGCGGCUUCGCGGGGGCGGACGAGGCUCCCGGCCGCCCGGACUUGCUGGAGGGAGGGGAGCCGUGCGCCCGGCUGCCCCCCAGCUCCACCUACGAGAAGCUGCUGGGGCUGCGGGGCGGCGUGGAGGCGGGCGUGCAGGCCAGCUGCAUGCAGGAGCGGGCCAUCCAGACGGACUUUGCGCACUGCCAGCCCGACCUGGACACCCUCCUGGAGAAGGUGAUCAAGUCCCAGGCUUGCAGCUUAGGCAGCCCCACCUCCGCCUGGGUCUCCGAGUUGGAAGACGCGGCGCCCGGCUGCGAGCCGCCCAACCCCGCCGGGGCCAUGGACCUGGUGGCCGCGGACCCCGAGGCCGUGCCGGCGGAGGCGGGGGCCCCCCACAACAACCCCACCGUGCAGCAGCCCCACGGCGCCGGCCCCUCCGUGGCCAUCACCUGCGCGGCGGCGGCGGCGGAGGAGGAGGCGGCGGAGGCGAGCUGCGACGCCGCCCUGGCCAAGAGCUACUGGAGCCGCCACUUCCUCGUGGAUCUGCUGGCCGUGGUGGUGCCGGCGGUGCCCACGGUGGCCUGGCUGUGCCGCUCGCAGCGCCGGCAGGGCCAGCCCAUCUACAACAUCAGCUCGCUGCUGCGGGGCUGCUGCACCGUGGCCCUGCACUCCAUCCGCAGGAUGGGCUGCCACGCCGUCGGCACCCCGGGGGGCAGCGCCCAGCCCUGACCCCCCCCAACACACCACCACCACCACCACCACCCCCUGCUCGCCCCCACGGACCCGACCGCUGAUUGUAAAGCCCCGUGCCGGCGUUGUCCCCGCUCCCGGGGGGCACUUCGUCUGCUCCGGCUCCUUAUGCAACCCCGAGGAGGGGGCAAAAAGGGGCGCAGGGUGGGGUUUGGAGGGGGGGGGGGACUGCUGCUGCUCUGACACCUCUGUCCCAAAGGAUGCCAAGGACCGUUUCUGGAGGAGCGGUGACACGCGGGAUGGCCAAGCCCUGUGCCCACCCCCUGGCACGGCUCCUGCAGCUGUGGGGGUGCCACCCUGCCGGGGGGGGGGGGUCACUUCAUUGCACUUGUUUUCUUUUCGGAUGUCCCUGCGCGGCCCAGGGGACAGCUCUCUGCGGGCGGGUGAUGGCGAGGAGCCAUCCGGCACUGGGGGUGCCAGCAUGGGGCCGUGGUGGUUCCCCCCCCCUCUACGGGCACCUUCCUUGCUCUGGGUGCAGCUUCGCACAGUGACAGCGAAAUUGCGGCUGCAGGCGGGGGGACAGCAGGGAGCCCCCGGACAACCGAGGUGGAAUUGGAUGAAAUCGGAUGGAAUUGG
Messenger RNA from Cygnus olor (mute swan), 2436 nucleotides. It is a transcript of the gene SNPH, whose product is annotated as syntaphilin. The record is from RefSeq and is a predicted model, not a curated record. The transcript is spliced from 6 exons. Lineage: Eukaryota; Metazoa; Chordata; Aves; Anseriformes; Anatidae. The coding region runs from base 319 to 1839 and encodes 506 amino acids. Gene Ontology annotation, cellular component: cytoplasmic microtubule; mitochondrion. Gene Ontology annotation, biological process: neuron differentiation.